Calliphora vicina (urban bluebottle blowfly) is the source of this 378-nucleotide messenger RNA. RefSeq lists its product as uncharacterized. The coding region runs from base 51 to 305 and encodes 84 amino acids. The transcript has 2 exons. The record is from RefSeq and is a predicted model, not a curated record. Lineage: Eukaryota; Metazoa; Arthropoda; Insecta; Diptera; Calliphoridae.
UUCAAGCAGCGCAUGUUUUUAUUUACAUUUUUUGUUUACAAAAAGUCAUCAUGGAUUCAGAAGUAUCGAGUAAAAAGUCUAAAAUCAAUAAAAAAUUAAAGAAUUCUGCCGAAGUUAUUAAAAAAGAAGACAAAAAAGGAAUCGUGCGUAAACAACAGGAACUUAUGCGAGUGCUACACGUUAAAAAUUUUCAACUACAAAAUGGAAAUCUUUCUUACUUAGAUUAUGUUGAAUUAAAGGAAGAACUCUUCCGUUUGAAUGCUUUAAAGGAUGUAUUCAAUAUAAUGUCAGGCACAAUGGAGUAAUACUCAGUGGCACUAUGUUUAGACUAUGUAGAAAAUAAAUUAAUGGAAAAUGUAAUAAAGAUAAACCGUCGAA